GAGUUUGAAUUUAUUACCCCGGCUGGUGAAGCACUGAUACAAGAUAUUCCAAUAAGCAAUGUGACUCAGCAAGACUGGAAAUUAAGAGCCAUUCUUCAAGGUGAUCGAUUCUAUGGGCCACCAUUCUUGUAUGUCCCAGCAGGGGAGACAGCGCAGUAUUCUGUAAUGUUUAAACCUAUUUCUAAAUGUUUCAGCACAGGCAAACUAUUGCUUCAAAAUGAAACAGAUGGUACCGAACAUAUAUUUGGCCUCAAAGGCAUUGGGCAAGAACCCCUGGCUCUUGAUCAUAUAGUGAUAAAUUGCCAAGUGAGACAAAUUACACAGAAGGUCCUUAUGGUGCCCAAUUAUACAAAUGACAGAUUGACAUUUAAGGUGGUGUCAGAUAUUCCAGUCAUUAGUGGACCUCAAACCUUAACUGUAAAGCCAGGAACAUCAUCUUCCUAUACUCUUAGCAUAUCUCCAUGGAAACGUGGCUUGUUCCAAGGUAAUAAGAUUGUAUAUAUGUGUGACAUC
Molecule: messenger RNA, 513 nt
Organism: Staurois parvus
Lineage: Eukaryota; Metazoa; Chordata; Amphibia; Anura; Ranidae
Source: the annotation of a GenBank genome assembly